AUGCAAGAGGCUUCUAAUAAUGAUGUGACGCAAGAGGCUUCUAAUAAUGGUGUGACGCAAGAGGCUUCUAAUAAUGAUGUGACGCAAGAGGCUUCUAAUAAUGGUGUGACGCAAGAGGCUUCUAAUAAUGACGUGACGCAAGAGGCUUCUAAUAAUGGUGUGACGCAAGAGGCUUCUAAUAAUGAUGUGACGCAAGAGGCUUCUAAUAAUGACGUGACGCAAGAGGCUUCUAAUAAUGAUGUGACGCAAGAGGCUUCUAAUAAUGACGUGACGCAAGAGGCUUCUAAUAAUGGUGUGACGCAAGAGGCUUCUAAUAAUGAUGUGACGCAAGAGGCUUCUAAUAAUGAUGUGACGCAAGAGGCUUCUAAUAAUGAUGUGACGCAAGAGGCUUCUAAUAAUGAUGUGACGCAAGAGGCUUCUAAUAAUGACGUGACGCAAGAGGCUUCUAAUAAUGAUGUGACGCAAGAGGCUUCUAAUAAUGACGUGACGCAAGAGGCUUCUAAUAAUGAUGUGAUGCAAGAGGCUUCUAAUAAUGAUGUGACGCAAGAGGCUUCUAAUAAUGAUGUGAUGCAAGAGGCUUCUAAUAAUGGUGUGACGCAAGAGGCUUCUAAUAAUGACGUGGCGCAAGAGGCUUCUAAUAAUGAUGUGAUGCAAGAGGCUUCUAAUAAUGAUGUGACGCAAGAGGCUUCUAAUAAUGAUGUGACGCAAGAGGCUUCUAAUAAUGAUGUGACGCAAGAGGCUUCUAAUAAUGAUGUCUCUGUGCUCCAAGGUCUCUGUGUUCCAAGGUCUCUGUGUUCCAAGGUCUCUGUGCUCCAAGGUCUCUGUGCUCCAACGUCUCUGUGCUCCAACGUCUCUGUGCUCCAACGUCUCUGUGCUCCAACGUCUCUGUGCUCCAACGUCUGUGUUCCAAGGUCUCUGUGCUCCAAGGUCUCUGUGCUCCAAGGUCUCUGUGCUCCAAGGUCUCUGUGCUCCAAGGUCUCUGUGCUCCAAGGUCUCUGUGCUCCGCGGUUUCCUACAGGGAACCUGUAUAGCACCGUAGAGGAAGGAUUCAGACCCAAUUCUUCCAACUACGGCAAUGGAACCAAUGCCAUUACUGAAUUCUACGCCAGCGCCGACUAUGACGAAGAGUACGAGAAUGAACUCUGUUCCAAGACAGACGUGGUCAGGUUCGGAGCCCUCGUCACACCCAUGGUCCUCUCCGUGGUCAUUGUGCUAAGCCUUGUGGGUAACCUGCUGGUGCUGGUGAUUCUGGCCAGGUACGAGCAUCUUCGGUCACUGACGAAUGCGUUCAUGAUGAACCUGGCGUUGUCUGACCUGGUGUUCACCUGCGGUCUCCCCUUCUGGGUCUCCUAUCACCUGAAUGGCUGGAGCUACGGUGACCUCACCUGUAAGGCGGUCAGCUUCCUGUUCUAUGCUGGCUACUACAGCAGUGGCAUCUUCCUCAUCCUGAUGACGCUGCAUCGUUACCUGGCCGUGCUCCACCCCCUGUCUCACCUGCUGUCAGGCUCCUCCCACUCUCAGGGUACCUGGAGCGCUGUUGUAUCAUUGGUCGUCUGGACCGUCAGUCUGUUAGCUGCUGUGCCAGCUCUCAUCUUUACCAAGGUCAUCAUCAGUGGUUCUAACGACCUUAAACACCCUCUGGACCCUAACAUCCCUGAUGGGCCUAAUGACUCUAAUGCCCCUAGUGGUGAACAGCAGUACUGUGAUGUUGCAGAUGUCAGCUGGAGGCUGUGGGGGGUCUACCAACAGAACAUCCUGUUCAUAGUGACAUUAUUAGUGGUGUGUGUCUGUUACAGUCAGAUUCUCGUCCGCCUCCUGAGGCCCAGGUUCAGACGUCAGAGGAGCGGAGGAUACGGGAGGAGUCAGAGAACUGCCCGGCUGGUCUUCGGCCUGGUCCUGGUUUUCUUUGUGGGCUGGGCGCCGUACAACGUGGUCAUCUUCCUCAGGACGCUGGUGUAUAAGAGUCAAGAUGGCGGCGAUGCUGGCAGUGCCGAGUCAUCCACAACACUAUGGGAGGAGUGUGGCGCCAGCAACACGUUGGACUACUCCUUCUAUGUGACCAGGCUGCUGGCGUUCUCCUACUGCUGUCUCAACCCUCUGUUCUACGUGUUCGUUGGGGUCAAGUUCCGGAACCACCUGAAGAGACUGCUGAAGGGUUGUUGUCAUGGUGUUACCGUUGUCAAUAACAACAACACCUUCAGUGUUCUGAACAGGAGCAGCAGACUGACAUCACAGUCCAGUGGGGAGUUCUCACUUUAAAUAGCAACACUGUAAACAACACAACAUCUGUAAACAACACAACAUCUGUAAACAACACAACAUCUGUAAACAACACAACAUCUGUAAACAACACAACAUCUGUAAACAACACAACAUCUGUAAACAACACAACAUCUGUAAACAACACAACAUCUGUAAACAACACAACAUCUGUAAACAACAUCUAUUUUCCAUUCAUAUUAUCCAUUUGCAGAUCAUUUUUGCUUUCCUCAAGACUAUUUGAGGUGUUUAUAUCAUAUCCAUUUAAUACCACGUUUAAUACUAUGUUUAAUACCACGUUUAAUACCAUGUUUAAUACCAUGUUUAAUACCAUGUUUAAUACCAUGUUUAAUACCAUGUUUAAUACCAUGUUUAAUACUAUGUUUAAUACCAUGUUUAAUACUAUGUUUAAUACUAUGUUUAAUACUAUGUUUAAUACCACGUUUAAUACCACGUUUAAUACUAUGUUUAAUACCACGUUUAAUACCAUGUUUAAUACCAUGUUUAAUACCACGUUUAAUACCACGUUUAGAAGCAAAUUAAAUUGUGAUUGUUGUAUUUUGAUUGCUGUAAGUCAAAUCAAGUUGUAUUUGUCAUAUACACGUAUUUAGCAGAUGUUAUUGCAGGUGUAGCCAAAUUCUUGUGUUUCUAGCUCAAAUUGUGCAGUAAUAUCUAACAAUUCACAACAAUACACACAAUCUAAAAGUAGAAGAAUGGAAUUAAGGAAUAUAUAAAUAUUAGGAUGAGCAAUGUCGGAGUGGCAUUGACUAAAAUACAGUGGAAUAGAAUAUGAGUUGAGUAAAGGAAAAAUAUGUAAACAUUAUUAAAGUGGCCAGUGAUUUCAAGUCUAUGUAUAUAGUCAGCAGCCUCUCUGUGUUAGUGAUGGCUGUUUAACAGUCUGAUGGCCUUGAGAUAGAAGCUGUUUUUCAGUCUCUCUGUCCCUGCUUUGAUGCACCU
Molecule: messenger RNA, 3216 nt
Organism: Salvelinus fontinalis (brook trout)
Lineage: Eukaryota; Metazoa; Chordata; Actinopteri; Salmoniformes; Salmonidae
Exons: 4
Coding region: 1-2259 (752 amino acids)
Biological process (GO): chemotaxis; immune response; G protein-coupled receptor signaling pathway
Cellular component (GO): membrane
Molecular function (GO): chemokine receptor activity
Source: RefSeq, a predicted model, not a curated record